CAAAUAUUCGAAGUAGCUAAUGUACACUUGUGGUAUACUACCAGUAAAACGCAGUGCCGCCAGUAGUGUGCACUAACAAAACAACUUAAAAGCUUAAAAACUGUCGUUGAACUUUGAAAUAAUCUGCUAUUACGAAACAUCCUAAUAUAAAUGCGUGUUUGACCUUGGGAUACAAUUCCAAUACAAAUCAGCUGUACGAUGCGCCCGGUUUUACUACAAUCUGCUUUUACUCAACGUUUGCUUAACCAAGGACAGCUUACGAGAUGGAAAGAUGUAUGGAGUUGUUUUGCUGCAAAUUUUUAUAAAAAGAGUAGUGAUAUACCAUCAAAUUCUUUACCAGCUAUAGCAAAGUAUAUGGCCGACACUUCCAAAAAUGUGCUUGUGAUGGCUGGAGCUGGCCUUAGCACACACAGUGGAAUUCCAGAUUUCAGAUCUCCUGGAACUGGACUGUAUGAUAACCUCCAGCAGUACAAUCUUCCAUAUCCUGAAGCAAUAUUUGAUUUGGGAUUUUUUGUGAGGGACCCACGACCAUUUCUUUCAUUGGCAAAAGAGCUUUAUCCUGGCAAAAAGUAUCGGCCAAAUCUUGGACAUUAUCUUGCCCGCUUGAUAAAUGAAAAAGGAAAGCUGCUGAGAAUGUAUACCCAAAAUAUUGACGGUUUGAAGAGAUUGGCUGGUUUGCCUCCAGAGAAAUUGGUUGAAGCACAUGGAGGCUUUUCCUCAGCAUCCUGCAUUUCUUGUUUCAAGGAGCAUGACCCUGAUGAAACAAGAGAAGCUAUCUUCCGAGAGGAAGUAAUUCGCUGCACAAAUGGGAAAUACCAAAAGCUCAGUGGAACCAAUACUGGAAAUAAGUGUAAUCUACAUAAAUAUUUAAACUCAUUUAUUGUGGUGCAGAUAGGUGUCUAUUAUUCAGGAACAGUUUUUAUAGGUCUUGUGAAACCUGACAUUGUUUUCUUUGGAGAGGCAUUACCAGACCGUUUCUUCUUGUACCAAGAUGAUGUUCUAUGGGCAGAUCUUCUUAUUGUCAUUGGUACAUCUUUGGAGGUAUACCCAUUUGCAGCAAUUGCCGAUGAAGUGCCACAUGAUGUCCCACGGCUAUUGCUGAAUAGGGAUGUAGUUGGAUCCUUUGGUAUGAGGAAGCAUGACACUAUCGUAACAUGUGACAUUAUUGAAGGGGUUACAAGACUUGCCAAGGAACUUGGUUGGCAUGAGGAGCUGAUGGAACUGUAUACCAAACAUGAGCCAUGCACGUGAAAAUGGCCACUGAGUUAUUUAGAGUGGCAGUAUCUUUUGCAUCAUUAGUUGCAAGUACAAAAUGUAAUAUUGAAUAUAUACAGCAGGCAGUUCCCCGUUUGCUGCUCAUGUAGUUGUUGGCAAUAUCAUGUAGCUAAGUUAUGUUAGAACAUACUACAGUUGUAUUUUAGUAUGUUAAAUACAAGAUAUUGUAAUAUGUGUGAGUUUUGUGUGAAACAGAAUGAUUUAUAACUUGAGUUCCUGAAAUUAUACUUUGUCCAUCACAGAGAUCUUGUGGAAUCUGCGCUAAAAUUUGCUAGUGAUUUGGUACAUUUACACAAUUUUGCCAUGGUACAUAAAGAGCGUAUUUCAUACAUUUAUAUUUCCUUCAAGGCUGUAUUUGAUCCCUCAUAUUUUGCGUGCCAUUUAUAGUAAUUUUAAGUUCUUCUCGUGCACUUAUAUAAAUCUGAAGAAGUAGAGGGACACUCUAACUGCAAAAUAAAAACAGUAAAAUAAAUAAAUAAUUUUUUGUACUAUUAUUUUUGUGCUUUAUCUCAGAUGUGUAACAAAUCUAAAAAUGUAAAUAGUAUGUAUGUAUCGAGCUUGUCAUUGUGAAACCAAUAGAAAUAUUAGUAAAGCUAUAAGCAUACGAUACUGUGAGUCACGUUUACAGUGUUACUGCCUUUAAACAAAUGUGCCUCAUCUAAAGAGGUGUAUGCAAGUACUGGUGACUGGUAAAUAAAAAUGAAAUAUGUUUUAAA
Molecule: messenger RNA, 1991 nt
Organism: Schistocerca americana (American grasshopper)
Lineage: Eukaryota; Metazoa; Arthropoda; Insecta; Orthoptera; Acrididae
Product: NAD-dependent protein deacetylase sirtuin-3-like
Exons: 8
Coding region: 199-1251 (350 amino acids)
Molecular function (GO): NAD+ binding; histone deacetylase activity, NAD-dependent
Source: RefSeq, a predicted model, not a curated record